AUGGACCGACAGCCACAGCUAGGAUCUGCCAGGAGGGCGAGAGAACAGGCUGAGCCAAGGGAGGGUCCUUCAAUUCGGAGGGUAGAGGCAGGGGACAAUGAGCCUCAGAUAGCCCGGCCCAUUAGGGUGCGAACAGCAGGAGCCGGGAUGCAACAGCAACAACAACGAUCGCGAACUCGACGGCGACCACCACCGGCAGGACUUCAGACAAGGGAAGGCGGGAUCGGAAUAGCCAUCUCUAGACCAAUUCCGGUGGUUCCACAGUGGCCAUUGGCAUCACAAACCGCAGUUCCUCUUACUGGGCAGGGGCAAGAUCCAUAUCGACCUCCAGUUGGAAAGUCACAACCACCAGUGCGGCCACCGCGACCGAGUAGAGUGCCUUCGAUUUUGGACAGCUCUAGAGUGCAGGACCCCACGCCAGUCUCAGGCUUUCAGUAUAGGGGACCACAGCAAGGUGGCAUGGACCAGCAGCAAGAGAUCCUGUCCACCGUCCCCGAGACGACGCCUUCCCUUUCCCGGUCAUCCACGCUUUCGUCGUUGGGGACCAUCCCCGACUUCCCACUGCCCGGCCAAAUGCCUGCACCACCUCCACCUCCACGACGAAGCGUCAUUCUCGGACCACCGCCCUCAUCCAGACGCGGAGCGUCAUCCUUCUACUCAAAUGCCUCCUUGGUGUCGCCCAUCCCCGAAGAAAGCCCAGGAACACAAUCGAGAUCCCACACGUCCUUUGCGUCCAGCGCGGCAAUACCCGACAACUGGGGUACCGUUUCCCCGGGACUCAGCCCACAGUAUCCCUCUACUGACCACGAGGAGCACGUCAUGGGAAUCCACCACGACCAUGGAAACGCACCUCCGGGAUACGAGGAGGAUGCCGAGGACAGUCGGCUGGUCAGGAACGCGAGUGUGGGGAAGAGGGCGAAGCCUACGUUGGUGGCGGCGACAAGUCCACGCGUUGGGAAAGGAGCAAGAGGAUGGGCCGGCGAGAAUCAAGGGACUGAUUCCGGUCCGACGACUCCUGGUACGCCCUUCCGGGACCCCUUCGCAACGGGGACGGGCUACAUCGAGAACUCCAGCUCGUCGAGUACAAAGACUCCGCAGAACAAGACACCUAUCGGCUCGGCUAUCACGACAGAUGCGAUUUUGGAUGCGUAUAAUAGUGCCAGCUCGUAUGAUCCAACGUCGUCGUCGAAGGAGAGGAUGCCUGGGGGACGGACGUACAGUCGGUUUUCGGCCAUUAGGAGACCUCCGAAUCUCGACAUGGAUGCUGUCCGCAAAGCUCAAGCCAGGGGAAGUCUGACGAGUCUUUCGGAGCUGAUACGGCGGGCAACUAGGCUGGAACAGAGUCUGGAGAACGGCAAAAGACCCGCGAGUAGGAUCGAGGACCAGCUGUAUGACGAGUUUGGGCACGAGAAGGACAUGUCUGAAAACGAAAAACACCAAUCCGGCUUCUCCGACAUGCUCGCCGCCUUCCCACCUCCCGCCCAGCCGCGAAUCCCACCCCGCCGCUUCCGUGACUCCCUUCGAGACCAAAUCCAAUCCUGGCCUCUAGCUCUCACCCGUUCGCCCCACAACCACCGCGGCGACGGCAGCGACCAACCCCCUACCGAUCCCAGCAAUGGCGCCCAACGUGCCAACAAGAGACCCAGACGACGCAUCUGCCGCCUGCCCGUCUGGGGCUUCAUUCUUCUCCUCUCAGCCAUCGUCCUCCUCACCGUUGCCGCCGUCGUCAUCCCUCUCGAAUUUCUAGUCCUGCAAAAACACAAGGGAAACGGGUCCGCCCAGCAACAGCUGCAACAAUGCCAGCAACAAGUGACGUGCGAAAACGGUGGGACCAACAUCGUCUCCCAGGGCUUCUGCUCCUGUAUUUGUCGGAAUGGAUUUACAGGUUUCAAUUGCAACGCCACCGCCACGUCGGGGUGCAGCGCUAUGACUUGGCCCGGACUUGACGGGAACGGGGCUACGGUAGGGGCGGCCAUCCCGCGGUUGGUAGCCGAUGCGUAUCGAAAUUCCUCGAUCCCUCUAAGCGGGUCAGAAAUCGUGGCCAAGUUCAACGGGGAGGGUUUGUCCUGCGACGCGGAGAAUGCCCUGGUGACGUUCGAUAGCAGAGCGCUGAGGCAAGGGGAUGCGAGGAGUCAGGUGGUCAGUUUGGAUACGACUAAUGAUACCAAUGGAAAUGGAAAUGGGGGUGCUGAUGUGAAUGCGGCUAAUGUUAUUGUGGAUGGAGUGGAGAUUACGACCAUUUCGAUUUUGGUCGGGCAGUUGACGACGAUCACGCUGCAGGCGCCGUUGCCGGCUACGUCGGUGCCGGCGGCUUCGACAAGAUCUGGUAGCGGAAGUGGUUCAGGCUCCGGUGAUGGCUCCAGCUUCACCACUAUCACUACAACCGGCACCACCUCCGCCAGCUCCACACGAACCAUUGCGACCACAAUGACCAUGGCCUCCCAGGCUCCCGGCGCCAACUUUGCCGUUACCGAAGAAAUCCUCGACUUUGCUAGGGUCGCAGUCCUCUACAUCCUGCAGGAGGAAGACCUUAACAGGGCCGAGGAAGCGCAGACGGCCAUCCAAAAGGUGUUCUCCCAAGUUAGCGCGGCGAUCAUCAACGCUGGAAACAAACCUGUCAGUCUGGAUACGGCGAAAAAUGUUACUGUGGGGAAUGGGAACUCGGUGGAUUUUGUAGGGUUCAGAGUUGAUGUUGGCAAUGGGUUGGUGGGGGGUGAAUCGCAUCCCACGAGGCUACGACGGGCAGAGGGGGUGUUGGGGUGGAACUUUUUGCAAUGA
Messenger RNA from Neurospora tetrasperma FGSC 2508, 2778 nucleotides. RefSeq lists its product as uncharacterized. Bases 1 to 2778 code for a protein of 925 amino acids. Lineage: Eukaryota; Fungi; Ascomycota; Sordariomycetes; Sordariales; Sordariaceae. The transcript is spliced from 3 exons. The record is from RefSeq and is a predicted model, not a curated record.